Messenger RNA from Symbiodinium sp. CCMP2592, 2400 nucleotides. Lineage: Eukaryota; Dinophyceae; Suessiales; Symbiodiniaceae. The record is from the annotation of a GenBank genome assembly.
AUGCCUUCAGAAGGCACCGGUCGUUGGUGGAAGGCAUACCGAUGCGUGUGGAGCACGAAGAGUGCAUGCUACCUGUACCACGCGUGUGGUGAGCCACUGCGUGGUGGCCUACGAGCUGCACCGGAGGGAGCGCUCACGCUGCCGCCUGAAGGUGGGCCGGCAGACAGGCUGCAAGCAGUGCCUCCAGAGUUCCAGUCCUUUCUGACGGGCUGGACCGGCGAGUUUGCACGGCUUGUGUUUGAGCAUUGCCACCACAAGUACUCUGAGAGCAUGCCAUGCGGCUUGCUCUUGCACAUGGCCCGGCAGAGCCGGGAGCUGUUCCUUGCAGAAAAAACGGUGCAGCGAAUCCAGACCCCCCGGGAUGGGAAACUGGUGAUCUUCGGAGACACCCACGGCCAUCUCAAGGACUUGGUUCAUGUUUGGCUGCGGGAAGGCUUGCCGAAUGCCUCCACCCAUUAUCUCUUCAACGGUGACAUCUGCGACAGAGGAGAUGCCGCAGAUCGUGGUGGCAUGGAGGCAGUUCAGAUAUGGGCCUGUGUCCUGAGCCACAAGCUCGCCUUUCCUGGAGCCGUGCAUAUGAACCGCGGCAACCACGAAGAUCACCACUACUCUUUGCACUACGGUGCCAAGGGUUUCUAUGGUGAGCUCGAUCGCAGGUACAAUGCCGAUGAGGCCAAGGCUCUCAAGGCAGCGUUCAAGGAUCUUUGUGACUGCCUUCCGCUCAUGACCGUGGUCGACGAGGCCAUGGUCGUUGUGCACGGGGGCCUUCCGCGCUUCCGGCAAUCCUCGGCCAACGCUGCCAGCCUCGAUGAGAUCGAGCAGAUCCGACGGCCUCUGCAGGUUCAGACUCAUGCCGAGAACCGCCAGGACCAGAUCAUCACUGAUUUGUUAUGGUCUGAUCCUCAAGCAGAGCCAGGCAUCGGACCGAGCAGCCGUGGCAAAAGUCUCAUCAACUACGGCCCAGACGUUGCGGCGGAAUUCUUGGCGGCUCACAAACUAAGCCUCCUGGUGCGGUCGCAUGAAGUCGCCAGCGGCUGUGAGUGGUGGCACCCCUUGGCAUCCCAGGGCUCGGGAGAAAAGCUUCAGCUGCUGUCUUCUGAGCAGCAGGGCCUCACAGUCACCGUCUUCUCUGCAAGUGACUACUGUGGGCACUAUGACACCAAUCUGGGUGGCACGAUCGUGUUGAAGGGUUCAGCGAAGAGUUUCAAGGUUGUGAGCCACAAAGCUUCGGAUGCUGCAGCAACUCUGAAAUCAACCGCUGUCACGGAGAAAGUCAAUGGCUCUGUCCUGGAGAUUUUGAGCGCUAUUGUCCAAAACAAAGGGCAGCUGCUCGCUGAGUUUCGGGCCUCUGACGACGAUUCACGGCUGAUGCUUUCCAAAGAGGAGUUCGCCGUUUGCUGCAGCCGAGUUGUGCCAGAAUUGCCUUGGCGGGACAUCUGCACAGAACACUCGCCACACCUGCUUCUCCACAACGGUUCCAUCUGCUACAUGCGGCUUCUUUCCAAGUAUCGUUUGGUCUUUCGAAGCAACCAGGAUACCAUGAGGAUUGCCUUCGGAAACUGCUUAUUUGGGUCUUUGCUACGCAUGGAGACUUCCGUACGCCAGCUGCAGGAGAGCAUGGGAGACUUGACGUCGGAAGCGUUUCUAACUUUCAUAGCAGACAGUGGUUGUUGCAUUUCGAUGAGGCUGCUGCAGAUGUUGUACAGGUCCUUGGCCUGCGGCAAAGAUAAAGAUAUGCUUCAGAACUUUGUCGGUGCAUUUUCCGUCGCAUUCCGGUCGAAGCACGGCAUGUCGACAGAGGUUGCCAGCAGAUUGGGCAGCGUGUGUCGUGACCUCCUCAGUGCUCAUCCAGAGAAGCCCCUCGCGACCCUGCUUCUGGACUUCUUUCAACAAGCGGAUGCCAAGAAGUCUGGCUUCGUUGAGGUGAAAGAGGUGGCGUCUUUGCUUCAAGGGCUACCGAGCCUGAAGAAGGCUGCCGACAAUGAAGUGCAGCUUCUAGCCCAGUCCAUGGAUGACAGUGGUAGCGGCAAGAUCAGAUACAUUGAGCUCGUGAAGUGCCUUCGCAUAGAGAGCCGCAAAGCGGCUAAGCCUGGGCAGCUGUCACCAGAAGUUCUGCUGGAUGACUGGCUCGAGGCCACGUGCAGCAUGCUGGUUUUCGAGUAUGGCUUGGGGACUCUGGCAGGUCUGUUUCAACAGGUGCUGCCGCCAGGGGAAACUCGCUGCAGUCCCAAAGUGUUUAAGCAAGUCCUGCAAGCCUUGCCGGAGAAUCCGUAUGGCCCAAGUCUCAGCCACCAGCAACUGGAGAGCCUUGUGGUCAGUCUGGAAUUGGAUGAUGAGGGGCUCUUCAACUACCAGGACUACCUCGCGGGCUUUGAGAUCAUAGACGCAGAGCGUCAGUGA